CCAAACACCAAAACACGUCUAUAAAUCAAACGGGCUCAAACCCCUCUCUCUCAGACUGUCUGUCUCUCUGGACAUCACACUCUUCGUGCUCUCCGCCCCCCUCUGGCUUAAAUUUCUGAGCUCCCAGAUCUGUUUCAUUUGAUCUUCCAAUGGCUGCUGUUACAGGACCGUCAACUUCCAUCGUCUCUUCCUCAUGCUCUCUCAAGCAAAACCAGGCACUUAACCGGGUCUCAAAUUUGAACUCGGUUUCGCUUUCUGGUAAUGGGAAACGCUUUCCAUCCCUGAAGUCAAGGCCCAAGCCACUUCACUUUCGGGUUUUUGCCUGCACGGCCAAGCCAGAGACCGUGGACAAAGUGUGUCAAAUUGUGAAGAAACAGCUUGCACUCCCUCAUGACUCUGCCAUCUCUGGGGAGUCAAAAUUUGCAGCACUUGGGGCUGAUUCUCUUGACACGGUCGAGAUUGUGAUGGGACUUGAGGAGGAAUUUGGGAUCUGUGUGGAAGAAGAAAGUGCCCAGACUAUUGCCACUGUUCAAGAUGCAGCAAAUCUUAUUGAGAAGCUCAUGGAGAAGAAGUGAGCAUAAACGUGGUCGAAGUGAAAAAAGAAAAGGACAAUGAACUUGAAUUUCCUAGGAAAGUUGUUUUAGUUUCAUAUUUACCAAAAUCCUCUGGUCCUUCACUUGUACGCUGUUCAUGGUGCGUCCAUAGUAGUAGUCUCGAAAUUGGCUGUGAUUUAUUUUUUUUCAUCCACUAGACCUUAUAUGCAUCUUUUUGUUUUGGUUUCUUUUGUCAGACUUCUACUGGAAUUUAUCGUGUUAAACUUAUGUAGUUGUUCUCCUUAGAGAUGCUCAAACUUCUUUGUUUCAACAAUCAGGGGUGGUGGUUGAAUCAACUUACGUGUACUUCGACUA
Ilex paraguariensis (yerba mate) is the source of this 908-nucleotide messenger RNA. The record is from the annotation of a GenBank genome assembly. Lineage: Eukaryota; Viridiplantae; Streptophyta; Magnoliopsida; Aquifoliales; Aquifoliaceae.